GACCAUCAUCCUAGGGUUUCUGUUAUUUCAUCUUCAAAACCACAUCCUCAGGAAACCGCUGCAGUCUGCAGCUCACUCUCGACUCAUUUCCCACUCUAUUCUUCGAUCUCCGUCUUCCUGAUAGGAGAAGUUUCGACAUUCCUAUUGGGACCGAGCAUCAAUGGCGCUGGCGUUCGACGAGUUCGGCAGGCCGUUCAUUAUCAUAAAGGAGCAGGAGCAGAAGACGAGGCUUAGAGGCAUCGAUGCCCAGAAAGCCAACAUUUCCGCCGGAAAGGCUGUCUCUCGCAUCCUCCGGACCUCCCUCGGCCCCAAAGGCAUGGACAAGAUGCUCCAGAGCCCCGACGGAGACGUGACCAUCACAAAUGAUGGCGCAACCAUCUUGGAGCAGAUGGAUGUUGACAAUCAAAUUGCAAAGCUGAUGGUGGAAUUGUCACGCAGCCAGGAUUAUGAGAUUGGUGAUGGGACAACAGGAGUUGUUGUCCUGGCUGGGGCACUUCUAGAACAAGCUGAAAAGUUGUUAGAGCGUGGUAUUCAUCCUAUCCGUGUUGCUGAGGGAUAUGAAAUGGCAUCCAGGAUUGCAGUUGGACAUCUAGAGCGCAUUGCACACAAAUUUGAAUUUAGCCUGAAUGACAUCGAGCCUUUAGUACAAACUUGCAUGACCACAUUGUCUUCAAAGAUUGUGAAUAGAUGCAAGCGUAGCUUAGCUGAAAUUGCUGUUAGAGCAGUUCUAGCUGUUGCAGAUUUGGAGAGGAAGGAUGUUAACCUGGACUUGAUCAAAGUGGAGGGGAAAGUGGGUGGAAAGCUUGAAGAUACGGAGUUGAUAUAUGGCAUUGUUGUUGAUAAAGACAUGAGUCAUCCUCAAAUGCCCAAGCAAAUACAGGAUGCAAACAUUGCCAUCCUUACUUGCCCGUUUGAACCCCCUAAACCCAAGACCAAGCAUAAGGUUGACAUUGAUACUGUUGAGAAAUUUGAGACUUUGCGCUUGCAAGAGCAGAAGUAUUUUGAUGACAUGGUUCAGAAAUGCAAGGAUGUUGGUGCCACCUUGGUUAUUUGCCAGUGGGGAUUCGACGAUGAAGCAAAUCACUUGUUAAUGCAUAGGAAUUUACCUGCCGUUAGAUGGGUUGGUGGUGUGGAGCUGGAGCUGAUUGCAAUAGCCACAGGCGGGCGAAUUGUACCAAGAUUUCAAGAGUUGACCCCAGAGAAAUUAGGCAAGGCUGGACUGGUUCGAGAAAAAGCUUUUGGCACAACAAAAGAUCGGAUGAUAUAUAUUGAGCAUUGUGCAAAUUCACGGGCGGUGACAAUAUUCAUACGUGGCGGUAACAAAAUGGUGAUAGAGGAGACAAAGCGCAGCAUUCAUGACGCUUUGUGUGUUGCCAGAAAUCUUAUCCGGAACAACUCUAUAGUAUACGGGGGUGGGUCAGCUGAGAUCUCGUCAUCAAUUGCUGUGGAAGAAGCUGCUGAUAAAUAUCCAGGAGUUGAGCAGUAUGCCAUCAGGGCAUUUGCAGAUGCUUUAGAUGCUGUGCCUAUGGCCCUUGCUGAGAAUAGUGGCCUUCAACCAAUUGAAACACUCUCUGCUGUUAAAUCACAGCAAAUCCAGGAAAACAAUCCGUGUUGCGGGAUUGAUUGUAAUGAUGUUGGCACAAAUGACAUGCGUGCUCAAAACGUGUUCGAGACCUUGAUCGGGAAGCAACAGCAGGUUAUGCUUGCAACCCAAGUUGUCAAGAUGAUUCUGAAGAUUGAUGAUGUCAUCACCCCGGCCGAGUACUAGACGUUUUAUGUGGUCGAAGCAUGGUGGACGACGGUUUUAACGUUUGAACUUUUUGGUGGAGUUGAGUUUUGUUUUUUUUUCCGCCUUUCCUACAUCUAUGCUCCGACCUUCGCCUUUGUCCUGCGUAUUACAUUUAAUGUUUGUUCACAGUCUGUCUUAAUUAAGGUGUGGCUGUUUGGCUCUGAAUAAAGGACCGAUUUGUACUUUUGGGGUGGGUCCCAAUUAACCAUGUGCGUUGUGUUUGAGAUUUGACUUAUACGUGAUCCCCCCUCCCCCUCCCCCCAUUAUGAUUUAUGAUACCUUUGUCGAUCGUGU
Molecule: messenger RNA, 2083 nt
Organism: Cuscuta campestris
Lineage: Eukaryota; Viridiplantae; Streptophyta; Magnoliopsida; Solanales; Convolvulaceae
Source: the annotation of a GenBank genome assembly